AUGAAAAUAGCGGUGAGGGAGGCAUGUGAUGGAGUGGAGUCGGGCGAUGGUGGUCCCUUCGGAGCGGUUGUUGCCCGCGGCAGAAAUGUCAUCGCCACCGGACACAACAUGGUUUUGGUGACGAACGAUCCCACAAUGCAUGCGGAAGUGGUCGCUAUCAGAAACGCCUGUAAGAAAAUCGAGCAUCAGGAUGAGAAGACGCAGAUGGUGUCAGUUAUAGACGACACUGGAGAAUUUGUUUCGCUGCUUUCCAGUUUCGAUAGUUAUGGGCAAUGGAUCUAUGGGUUAGAAAUUGCCCUUAAAAAAUUCGUCGUUGGUCAUCCUUAUGUGUUUUAUUCUCACUUUGGUUCCCUUAAUUCGUUGCUUCAAAUGGGUCCAUGCUUAGGUAAUUAUGACCUGUCUGGUUAUACCCUAUAUACUUCGUGCUACCCCUGUCCGAUGUGUAUGGGAGCCUGUCUGUGGGCCCGACUUAGUACCAUCUAUUACGGCGCUACGGCCGAACAGUUGAACCUCACACUGCAGGCAAGCACGCUCGGCUUCGAUGACAAACCAUUCCACGAUUUCCUCAAAAAUCCGGGUUCCGAUGAGAAACGGAAGCUGGAACACCUACCGGUCGGUAACUACUUGCAGCCGUUCGAUUUGUGGGUGAAAAAGGGAGACACUGUCAGGCACUACUGA
Angiostrongylus costaricensis is the source of this 678-nucleotide messenger RNA. Lineage: Eukaryota; Metazoa; Nematoda; Chromadorea; Rhabditida; Metastrongylidae. The record is from the annotation of a GenBank genome assembly.